Molecule: messenger RNA, 4529 nt
Organism: Pristis pectinata (smalltooth sawfish)
Lineage: Eukaryota; Metazoa; Chordata; Chondrichthyes; Rhinopristiformes; Pristidae
Product: alpha-2-macroglobulin-like
Cellular component (GO): extracellular region
Molecular function (GO): endopeptidase inhibitor activity
Source: RefSeq, a predicted model, not a curated record
CGUUUACCCAGAGCUGAUGGUGAAAUCCUGUCUCUGUGACCUCCCGUCGAUUGACCCAGAGCCGGACUCUCAGUCCGUGCAAGAUCCACAGGGAGAGGGGGCGACAUGGUGUCGGGGGGAAUCCUACUCUGCUUGGUGAUCGGGGCCGUGGGAGCAGUUCCGCACGCUUUGGUGCUGAUACCGUCGGAGAUCCAGCUCGGGACCCCGGAGAAGGUUUGCGUUCUUCAGACGGUCGGGGACGGCACCAGCUCCCUCAGAGUGACCCUCCACCACCCCCAGAGUAACACCACCCUCCUGGACCAGGAGACGGCGGGGAUCGGGCGCUACGGCUGUGUGGAGUUCACGGCUCCGGAUGUGCUGCUGGGGAAUGACGAGGAAUCCCUGGCCACGGUCACUGUCACUGGCGCCAUCAACGUCACCAAGGAUGUUCUCCUGAGGAAGUAUAACACGCUGACCUUUGUCCAGACCGACAAGCCUGUGUACAAACCGGGGCAAACAGUGCGAUUCCGGAUCGUGACGUUGACCCAGGAUUUCCGCCCGUCGAACGAGACGUACCCGCUGAUAACGCUCUUGGACCCUCAGCAGAAUCGGAUUGGCCAGUGGAGGGAUGUGGAGGGCAGGCAGGGAAUAGUGGACCUGAGCUUCGACCUGAUCUCUGAAACCCCGAUGGGAACGUACGAGAUCCGGGUGGAGAAAUCCUGCGGCAAGAUCGAACACAGUUUCAGUGUUGAGGAAUACGUGCUGCCGAAGUUUGAACUGAACGUUCAUCUUCCAGAAUUGAUCACAAUCCUGGACAAAACGAUUCCUGUCAAAGUGUGCGGCAGGUACACCUAUGGGAAACCCAUGCGGGGCCACGUUAAUGGCACAGUUUGCCUGAGACGGAUUUUCUCCUCCGCUUCUCCAGGGUUAUGUCACGUCGUGACAGGCAAGAUGGAUGUUCAUGGCUGCUUCUCCAAACAUCUGCCCACUGCGACAUUCAAACUCAAGCGGAGGUGGUGGGAUCGGAUUAUCCACGCACAUUUCGUUCUGGAGGAAGAGGGCACAGGAACCAAGAGAGAGGGCUCGGCUGAAUGCCAUAUUGCUUCAGAGGUCACGCAGACAAGCUUCGAAGAGGUGGAUGAUAACUUCAAGAAGGGAAUCCCGUAUACGGGAAAGGUGAAGGUGAAAUAUUCAACGGGGAAACCAUUUGCAAAUGCAACCAUACAUCUUUCUAAUUCAUUCAGUUCCGGAGUGCAGGAGCUGGUUACGGAUGAGGGAGGGGUGGUUGAAUUCACCUAUAACACCUCCACUUGGUUGGACAAGCCAGUGGACUUCGAGGCCGUUCACCAGCUCCAAUCUGACCAAUUCCGUCACUCGACUCGCAAACCCGACACUUCUAACGCCUGGCACAGAGCCAAACCCUUUUACUCCAAGUCCGGCAGCUUCAUCUCCAUUAGGAAACAUCACAGGGAGUUGCCGUGCAAGUCGGAUCUGAAAGUGCCCGUCAGUUACAUCAUCAAGGUUCUUCCCGACAGCGAACCUCUCGACCUGGAGCUGUUUCAACUGGUGAUGUCCAAAGGGAAGAUCGUCAGCUUUGAGAAGAUCCUUCUCUCUGUACGAGGGACGGACGGAUCAGAGGGAUCGUUCUACCUGACGCAGCGGAUCAGCCCGGAUCUCGCUCCCGUCGCUCGGAUGUUGGUUUUUGCUCUGCUGCCGGAUGGGGAAAUGAUCGGAGAUGCCGUGCAAUAUAGUGUGAGCAAGUGUUUCCGGAAUAAGGUGCAACUCCAGUUCUCGUCUUCUGAAGACUUGCCCGGGAGCCCCAUCAGUCUCGAUAUCCGGGCGGAACAAGGGUCGAUCUGCGGACUCAGAGUUGUCGAUCAAAGUGUGUUGCUCCUGAAACCGGAGGAGGAAUUAUCAGUCGACAGUGUGUACUCUUUACUGCCAGUCUCUGAUCUGAGUGGUUACCAUUACCUUCUGCGGGAGGACUUGAACAGUGCCCCGUCGGGUGCUGAGGACUGCCCCUUCUCCAGAUGGGACACGUUUGAUAUCAAUCAGCUGCUGGAGGACAUGGGCCUGAAAUUCUUCAAAGACUUCGUCUACGACUGUCAAAUGAACGAAUACUUCUACGAUGACAGGAUAAUGUACGAUGCGAUGUUUCCGAUGAUGGCGGGAACUCCGUAUGGGCCACAGAUCAGUGAGACCGCUCCCCCUGUGCAAAAGAUCCGCGAGUAUUUCCCAGAGACCUGGCUCUGGGACCUGAUUCCUGUCCGUUCCACUGGCCACGCCGCCCUCGAUGUCACGGUCCCGGACUCCAUCACGGAAUGGAAGGGGAGCGUCUUUUGCACCGGAGAGCCGGGAUUCGGGAUGUCGGAGAUGGCGUCCUUCGUCGCCUUCAAGCCCUUCUUCGUGGGUCUGGCCCUGCCCUAUUCCGUCAUCAGAACCGAGGGCUUCACCCUCAAGGCGAAGGUCUUCAACUACAUGGGACAGAGCCUGAUGGUCAAGGUUACCUUGCUGGAAGCUCAGGGCUUUGAGCUGAAGUCCUCCAACAGGGAGCUCGAAAUCUGUGUCUUGUCCAAAGACAGCGUCACCGUGAGUUGGAAUCUCACGGCCUCUGCACUGGGUGAGGUGAAUGUCACUGUACGAGCUCAGGCCGUUCACUCCCCAUCUCUCUGUGGGAACGAGCCCGAAGGCUCCGAGACGGAAUUAUCUCACAGCUCUUUGCUCUGUCCCGCGGGUAAAAUCAUCACGGAGCAGAUCCGACUCCAAGUCCCAGAAGAUGUGGUUGAAGGAUCGGCCAGAGCUUACGUCACUGUGCUGGGUGACCUCAUGGGGAGUGCCAUGGAGAAUCUCGAUGGUUUACUCAGACUACCCACUGGCUGCGGGGAGCAGAACAUGGUGAAGUUCGCCCCCAAUAUCUACGUACUCAGUUAUCUGGAAAAGACCCAACAGAUCACACCAGAAAUCAAGUCUAAAGCGAUUGGUUUCCUGCAGACAGGGUAUCAGAGACAACUCACCUACAAGCAUCACGACGGAUCCUUCAGUGCGUUUGGGAACAGCGACGCAGAGGGGAACACUUGGCUGACGGCCUUCGUCCUGAAGUCCUUUCUGCACGCCCAGCCCUACAUCUACAUCGACGACUCCGUCCUCCGUGCUGCUGCUGGCUUCUUCCUGAACUACCGGUUGGAGUCGGGGUGCUUCGCCAGCCUGGGCCAGCUGUUCAACAACGCCAUGAAGGGGGGUGUCGACGACCACAUCUCCCUCUCCGCCUACGUAACCACAGCAUUGUUGGAGUUACUGAGACUGAGACCCAACAUAGCCUCUAAGGUUUAUGAAAAGACUCGGGGAAGAGACGAUGAAACCUCUGCAAUCAACGAGCCAGAACACACACUGACGCCCAGCACUGAGGGAGAGGAUACCAAGCCUUUGAAAUUCAAGACGGCAGUGGUCGAUGUGUCUCUGGGCUGCCUGAGGAAGGAGAUGGAGAAGGUGAACAACACCUACACUCUGGCGCUCCUCGCCUACACCUUCACCCUGGCCGGUGACCACCUCCAGGAGAGGCUCCUCAACAGACUGGAGGCUCUUGCUGUCACAAAGGACGGACUGAAGCACUGGCAGAGGGCCCCGGACCCAGAGGAGGAGGAGGAGGUCUGGUACUGGUGGAGGGCUCCCUCGGCCGAGGUGGAGAUGACGGCCUACGUCCUGCUGGCCCUCCUCUCCAAGCCCCAGGUCAGCCCGUCGGACCUGCAUCAGGCCGUCCCCAUCGUCAGCUGGCUGGUGAGGCAGAGAAACUCGCUCGGAGGAUUCGCGUCCACUCAGGAUACGGUGGUGGCCCUCCACGCUCUCUCGCUCUACGGGGGCCUGACCCACGCCACUGACCCCCGGGGCUCGGUGUCCCUGACUGGCGAGAAGGGGUUCCAUCGCGAGUUCCAGCUGGAUGCCUCCAACCAGCUGUUACUUCAGAGACAGGUCCUGGAGGAUGUUCCCGGAGUCUACACUGUCCAGAUCAGUGGGACCAGCUGUCUGUUGCUACAAACCACACUGCGUUACAACACCCCUCCCACACCCAAACUCUCCGCCUUCCGCCUCUCCGUGAACAUGGAGACCGAAGAACAGGACCAGACCGCGGGAAAGGUCAACAUCAACGUAAGUUAUGUCGGUUCCCGUAAUGUCUCCAACAUGGUUAUCGUUGAUCUGAAGCUGCUUUCUGGAUAUUCGGCUGAGAAGCCAAGCCACCCCAGUGUCAGCAGGACGGAGACACAGAACGAGCAUUUGGUGAUGUACAUUCGACAGAUGGAAGCGUUCCACCCCGUCCAACUGUCCGUCACCGUUCACCGGGACUUCGAGGUGGACAACCUGCAGGAAGCCCACGUGAAGGUCUACGACUACUACGAGACGGAUGAAUCCGCCAUCGCUGGAUAUCACGUGAGCCCCCUUCAGGGCCUUCCGGGAAAGAUCCCAGUGCGACGGAGGGAUCCGAUUCCCACCAUAUAGAGGAGCAGAGAUAAUUCACUAACCUGUAAUCAAUCUCAAUAAAUGUCUUAGUCCCUCUG